Molecule: messenger RNA, 309 nt
Organism: Iphiclides podalirius (scarce swallowtail)
Lineage: Eukaryota; Metazoa; Arthropoda; Insecta; Lepidoptera; Papilionidae
Source: the annotation of a GenBank genome assembly
AUGACAGGACGAGGCAAAGGCGGGAAAGGUCUCGGGAAAGGCGGUGCCAAGCGCCACAGAAAAGUCCUCCGAGACAACAUCCAAGGAAUAACGAAGCCCGCGAUUCGAAGAUUGGCGAGACGUGGUGGUGUCAAAAGAAUAUCCGGCCUCAUUUACGAAGAGACUAGAGGAGUUUUGAAAGUGUUUCUCGAGAAUGUCAUUCGGGACGCGGUCACGUACACGGAACACGCGAAGAGAAAAACUGUGACUGCAAUGGACGUUGUUUACGCUUUGAAGCGACAAGGCAGAACGCUGUACGGUUUUGGAGGU